CACAGUGAGACUCCACGCCAGAGGACUUCAGCAUGGAGCUGUUCACCAAAACUCUGUUUCUGUGCUUAGCACUUGCCCUCACUAAUGGAGCACCUGCUGUACAACAAGAUGCCGCAGUAGAAGAUGCUGCUCUGCCAGACCGGUGUGAAGGCAUUGAGUUUGAUGCCAUCACUUCUGACGAGAAAGGAACCACUUUCUUCUUCAAAGGUCCCCACUUGUGGAAGGGUUAUCAUGGUUCAGCUCAGCCCUCCAAUGAGUACUUCAAGGAGCUCGAUGACAUUCCUAACAUUGGCCACGUCGAUGCUGCCUUCCGCAUGCACAACGUAGACAACCAAGAGACCCACGAUCACAUCUAUUUCUUACUGGAUGACAAGGUGUUCAGCUAUUAUAACCACACUCUGAAAGACGGGUAUCCUAAACCGAUCCAAGAUGACUUCCCAGGAGUCCCCACUCAUCUGGAUGCUGCUGUGGAGUGCCCCAAAGGAGAAUGCAUUGUCGACUCAGUUUUGUUCUUCAAGGGAAAUGAUGUCCAUGUUUAUGAUAUUACCACAAAGACAGUGAAGACCAAGACGUGGUCCCACCUACCCGUCUGCACCUCUGCUUUACGCUGGCUGGAGCACUACUACUGUUUCCAUGGACACAACUUCACCAGGUUCAACCCGGUAUCCGGAGAGGUGACCGGUACCUACCCAAAGGACGCCCGCAAUUACUUCAUGAGGUGUGCUAACUUUGGUCAUGGAGGUGGACCCCGUAAAUGCAGUGAGCUCAAAAUAGAUGCCAUCACUACUAACGAUGCUGGCAAAACUUAUUUCUUUGCAGGCCCCAUCUACAUGCGUCUGGACACCCAUCGAGACGGCCUUCACCCCUUCCAGAUCACCAGGGCGUGGAAGGAGGUGACCGACGGAGUGGACGCUGUCUUUUCCUACACUGACAAAAUGUACUUGAUUAAGCAUGAUCAGGUUUACAUCUAUAAAGAAGCGGUUCACUACACCCUGAUCGAAGGUUACCCUAAGACCGUGAAGGAGGAGCUCGGCGUUGAAGGACAUGUGGACGCUGCUUUUGUGUGUCCCAAGGACAACACAGUUCAUAUAAUCCAAGGACAGAGGAUUCGUAAUGUUGACCUGACCGCCACGCCCAGGGCCGUGACCCAAGAUCGGCCCUUGCCCUUGGAUGGCAUCGACGCUGCUCUGUGUGGCGCAGAUGGAAUUAAUUUGUUCAAGGGCUCCCAGUAUUACCACUAUGAUAGCCCCAUGAUACUGGCUUUGGGCAGAAUUGCCCCUUUGCCCGAGAACAUCACCUCAGCAAUGAUGGGAUGUGAGGAUUAGGAGACAGGGAUGGGAGAAUAUUUAACAUUCAUCUGUUUAUGUUUGGUGAAUAAAAAGUGGCAAA
Messenger RNA from Morone saxatilis (striped sea-bass), 1389 nucleotides. It is a transcript of the gene hpxb, whose product is annotated as hemopexin b. Lineage: Eukaryota; Metazoa; Chordata; Actinopteri; Moronidae. The record is from RefSeq and is a predicted model, not a curated record. Bases 33 to 1325 code for a protein of 430 amino acids. Gene Ontology annotation, biological process: intracellular iron ion homeostasis; heme transport. The transcript is spliced from 10 exons. Gene Ontology annotation, molecular function: heme transmembrane transporter activity.